Messenger RNA from Sphaeramia orbicularis (orbiculate cardinalfish), 2686 nucleotides. Its product is annotated as phosphatidylcholine:ceramide cholinephosphotransferase 2-like. The record is from RefSeq and is a predicted model, not a curated record. NCBI's taxonomy places the organism in Eukaryota, Metazoa, Chordata, Actinopteri, Kurtiformes, Apogonidae. Gene Ontology annotation, cellular component: Golgi membrane; plasma membrane; endoplasmic reticulum membrane. Bases 424 to 1581 code for a protein of 385 amino acids. The transcript is spliced from 7 exons. Gene Ontology annotation, biological process: ceramide biosynthetic process; sphingomyelin biosynthetic process. Gene Ontology annotation, molecular function: ceramide cholinephosphotransferase activity; sphingomyelin synthase activity.
GCUCCAGCGAAAGCGGGAGCGCGUGCACUUUUAACGAGGAGCAGCAGGAGGACAAGACAAGGAGAAAAAGAGGAGGAAGACGAACUAGAGGAGGCGAAUUUUGAGCCAAGGAAGUAAAUUUGAGGCUUUAACUCGGUUUGUUGAGUUAUCCUGUGUAUUUCCUCUGUGACAUCAUCUGUUGAACUCCAGAUACUGAGCUCAUUAUUGAUCUGACCACAACAACAGCAGCCAGUGAUCCUGGAUCGGGGAUUAUCAAGUCCUUCUGAUCCAGCCUAAAGGGGUAUUUGUGAAACAUAAACCUCAGGAGACACCAAAUCAGCGGAAUCAAACCUGUUUGCAUUGGUCAUCUGACACAACUCAACGGAUCUGAUUGGCUGACGAAGCUACAAAACAUUUAGUGGUUAUAAAAGAACUGGUUUUAAAAUGGCAGCGUCUGAGCUGAUCGAGGAUGACGGCGGUGUGCGCACACAUGUGGAAGCCAUCACCACGGUAGUCACCCCUCACAACUCGCCCGGCCAUCCUCAGAGGGUUGCCAACGGUAACCCAAGCCGCCACGGUUCCUCGCCAUCACCCCCAGCCGACACACACGACGGCAGAAAACGGGAUGGAAACGGCAAACUGAGCAGCCUGUGGAAGCAGAACCAGCUGAUCCAGACCCUCAGCAGCGGCCUCCGUCGUCACUGCGACUAUGUCAAAAUCAGCAUACCCGAGGAGCACGCCAACCGCCUGCCCACCGAGUGGUGGAAGACGGGCGUGGCCUUCCUCUAUGCUGUGUUCAACCUCGUCUUCACCACCGUCGUCAUCACCAUUGUUCAUGAACGAGUGCCGGACAAGUCGGUGAACCCUCCGCUGCCCGAUAAGUUCUUCGACUACGUGGACCGUGUUCCGUGGGCGUUCACUGUCACUGAAGUCAACGGGCUGAUCCUCACUGGACUCUGGCUCGUCCAGUGGCUCUGCCUCAAACACAGAGCCAUCAUUGGUCGUCGCUGCUUUUUCCUGAUCGGGACUCUGUACAUGUACCGCUGCAUCACCAUGUACAUCACCACACUGCCAGUCCCAGGAAAACACAUGGUCUGCGCUCCCAAGCUUUACAAUGACUCAACUGGCAAAAUUUGGAGGAUUCUGAGGCUGAUUUCUGGUGGAGGUUUGUCUCUGACUGGCUCUCACAUGAUGUGUGGUGACUUCCUGUACAGCGGACACACUGUCAUGUGCACGCUGUCCUACCUCUUCAUCAAAGAGUAUUCUCCUCGCUGGAUGUGGUGGUAUCACUGGUUCUGCUGGCUGCUCAGCGCUUCUGGAGUCAUCUGCAUCCUCGUUGCUCACGAGCACUACAGCAUUGACGUUGUCAUUGCAUAUUUCGUCACCACCAGGGUCUUCUGGGCGUACCACACCAUGGCUAACACGCAUGCACUGCGUCAGGCUCCAAACAACUAUCUGUCGAGGACGUGGUGGAACUGCGUUUUCAACUUCCUGGAGAGAAACGUCAAAACGACGGUUCCGAUCGUGUUCUGCUGGCCCGUGAACCUGCCGUCAUCCUGCAGGCAGCGCUACCGAAUAGUGGAAGGAGGAAGGGACGAGUGACCGCAGCAGGACUUUUUUUAUAUUUAGGACUGACUAUUUAUUGGAACCAGCAAAGCCUCUAUAUUCAGGAGGAACAUGAAGAUUUAAGACGUUUACAUUAUUAUUCACCUGUUCUUAAUCCAUCAGUUUAAUCCUGAUCUUUGUGUUGGAGCAGUCGGAUAACAAGAACAUAAUAGUUAGUACAAACUGCCAGAGUCCUCCCAAAGCUGAUAAAAUGAAGGAUAUUUCCAACUAAAGCAGAUUUAUGAUGGCAUUCAUUUGUGGUUUACUCACACUACACCUUUUGUAUCUUUGGAAAAGCUUUAUUUUUUAUGUUACUGAUUAUAGGAAACAGAUUUCUGUAAGUUUUGGAUGCCAUAAAACUGCCAGUCGGUCCAGUAAGUUCACUGUGGGGUGUUAGGCACAGCUACAUACUGCAGAUAUUGAUGGAAGAAAGUGUUUAAAUCAGAGCGAACACAUGCCAGUACAUUUAGUGAGAGUGAUUUUAUUUUGUUAGAUUAGUCAAAUUUCAGUACUUGACAACUUGUGAUGGUGCUAGGUGACGCUUUGGUGUUAAAGUUUGACACCCGCUGCAAUAACUACAGAAUUAACAGAUUUAUAUGUCACUAAAAACUUGCUCAUUUGUUUUAUUUUUGGCAGCCACUGAAGUUACAACAAAUGUAAUAUUUUGGCUUCAAUAUGUACUGUAAAAUAGGUAAGUGUAUUUUUAGACGCAUAUUUACAGGACAGACGAUGCUAGCGGAAAAUGUCAGAGGAGGAGCAGCCACUUCUUUGUUUCUCUUUUCACCUAAACUUAAACAUAGCAUCAGCUUUCAGACGUCAGGAUGUACAUCACAGGAACUAAAAACACAUUAGCUAAUUAUUCUAACGUGUCAAUAGAAGAACGAAGUUCGCAGUUAGCAUGUUCUCCAAGUGCAUUAUGGUUAAAAACAGAAUUGUGACCGUGCCAUUCGUGAUGUUAUGACAUUUUUACUGGUUCACCAGUGCUAACUUUAGUUUGGUCACCGUUUGUAAAUAAAGUGUUUGUUUUUUGUGAUGAUUGUACUUGAUUAUUGUUGUUUAAGUUAUAUUUUCAGUAAUAAUAUAAAAGUAUAUAAAACACAGA